CUGAGCUGCUUGUCUGCCAGUAUCAGUUUGAGCAGAGCCAUGGCGAGUCCCGGGCAGAAAGUGGUGCUGAUCACGGGCUGUUCCACCGGUAUCGGCUUGAGGAUUGCCGUGAGGCUGGCCAAGGAUGAAAUGCAGCGCUAUCACGUAAUCGCCACAAUGCGUGACCUAAACUCCCAACAUAAACUGGUGGAAGCCGCUGGAGAUACUUACGGGAAAACUCUUUUUGUGGCUGAGCUGGAUAUCUGCAGUGACGAGUCGGUCAAACAGUGUGUCAAUGGCAUCAAAGACAGACAUGUAGAUGUCCUCAUAAAUAAUGCAGGCAUCGGCCUGGUGGGUCCAGUGGAGAGCAUCCCCAUGGACGAGAUGAAUAAAGUGUUUGAGACCAAUUUCUAUGGAACAGUUCGCAUGAUCAAGGAGGUGAUACCUGAGAUGAAGAAAAGGAGAGAUGGAUGCAUCAUUGUGGUCAGCAGCGUGAUGGGACUCCAAGGGGUGGCGUUUAAUGAAAUAUAUGCAGCUUCCAAGUUUGCCAUUGAGGGCUUCUGCGAAGGUUUGUCUGUCCAGCUUUUGAAGUUCAACAUCAGAUUGUCAAUGAUGGAGCCAGGCCCGGUGCGCACAGAAUUUGAAUUAAAGAUGAUUAAGGGGAUGAAAGAGAAAGAGUGGCCAGGUGUUGAUUCUAACACAGUGAGAUACUUCAGGAAAAAUUAUCUUCCCACUGCUGUGGAUAUCUUUGAGGUACUGGGACAAUCACCUGAUGACAUUGCCAAAUGUGCAAAGAAUGUGAUUGAAGCAAGCAGCCCACAUUUCCACAACCUGACCAACCGGCUGUACUCACCUAUACUGGCGCUGAAAUACGCUGAUGAAACUGGAGGCUUGUCUGUCCGUGCUUUCUACCACAUGCUCUUCAACCUGGGUCCUGUGACGAACGUCAGCAUAGCCGUCCUGAAAUUCCUCACGUUUGGAUGGCUAAGGAACCGGUCAAUUGCACCAAAGUAGGCUUUAACCUCCGAAGACCCUGCAUCCACAUGUGGGGACGUUACAUUUUGGCUUUGCUGCACCUUAUACUUCACUCUGCUCAGUAGUGUUUUAUACUGUGUUAAGCCAUGUUGACUUUGUUUUGUUAUGCUGUAAAAUAAACCCAUUGUCCCCAUAUGAGGACAUUUUUUUUUACAAAAGUGUGCAAAGUAUGUACAAAAUACAACUUCCUGUUCAAAGAGGAAGCUUUGUUUCUGUGCCUAUCAGGCCCACCAAAUAUCACAAAUAUCUGGAGAGAAAUUAAAAAUGCAUUGCAAACAGGAGCUCAGGUCUCAGGGGGUUCAAAUGUUUUGUGCAACAGUGUGAAUAAUACAAACCUCGGCUUUCACAAAAAAAAGUAUUAUGCUAACUGAAAGUCUUGUAGCAAAUGUCACAAAUAAAGAACAAGACAAUAAGAAAUCCAAUCCUACAUGAACAUUUUCAAAGAGUUCUUUGUCACUUGGCAUGUUUAAUGCUGUUGAUAUGCAGUCUGCACUGUAGCGAAGAGACUUAUCUUUGUUCUCCUUUGUAUCACACUGUAUUUAUGAAUGGAAAGCUACUACAGCCCAGUUAAGGUAGUUACCCUACCCAGACUGAAAAUUAGGAAGGAUUUGUACUUAGAAGAAAAUAUAGUGUAACUUUAUUCUAUAAUUUUAUCAUCAGUCCAUGACAGUUUUCAUUUCUCUCUAAUUUGUUCAGAAAGCUGCUGCUGCUCUUUGUUGAUCUGUAGCCUGUACAUCAUUGUAUGAAUACCCAUCAGUGUACUGGAGCAACUGUUUUUUGGGAUUAAACAUGGCAAUUUAUGCAUUUCAAAA
Molecule: messenger RNA, 1826 nt
Organism: Archocentrus centrarchus (flier cichlid)
Lineage: Eukaryota; Metazoa; Chordata; Actinopteri; Cichliformes; Cichlidae
Product: retinol dehydrogenase 8-like
Exons: 6
Coding region: 40-993 (317 amino acids)
Biological process (GO): retinol metabolic process; estrogen biosynthetic process
Cellular component (GO): cytoplasm; cytosol
Molecular function (GO): all-trans-retinol dehydrogenase (NAD+) activity; estradiol 17-beta-dehydrogenase [NAD(P)+] activity
Source: RefSeq, a predicted model, not a curated record